UGGUAAGUAAGUGUACUGUCUUUGAAAUUAUAGAUUCUGUUUGCUACAGGUUUGAACAAAAAGUUCCAACAGGAAUAGGAUCUUCUGGAGCUAAAUAUCCAUGCAAGAGAGAGAGAAUCCUGAUCUUGAGUAGAGAAAAAACCUUCGAAGAAAGAACAGAGCAGAAGAGGAGAUCCAAAAAUCCAUGCUCUUUCACUCACACCAAACUCAAGAUACAGCAAAAUAACAACUAUCAUGCCAUAGCCAUGUUACAACUGAUAUGUUGCUGUGUUUCCUCCUUCCUUGAUUUUCUCCAUGUCUCAAAAUAACUCUCAUUAUCCCACACCAUAGCCAAUACCAGAACAACCAUGCUUCACCAUAGCCACCAACUAAUUUUGUUUCUGCUUCUCUUUCUCUCUCUAAACCCUACUCUCUCCCUAAACCAAGACGGUCUCUUCCUGCUUCAGGCCAAGCUACAACUCUCCGACCCCACAAACGCCCUCUCCCAUUGGAACCACCGUGACGCCACCCCAUGCAACUGGACCUUCGUCACAUGCGACGCCGCCACCGGCGCCGUCGCCUCCCUUGAUUUCAACAACCUCCAGCUCUCCGGCCCCGUCCCCGAAGCCGCACUCUGCCGCCUUCCCUCCCUCGCUAGCCUCUCUAUGGCCAACAACAACCUUACCGGCAUCCUUCCCGACGCCGCGUUCUCCUCCUGCGCCGCCCUCCGUCAGCUCGACCUCUCCCAGAAUGGCAUCACCGGCCCCAUCCCCUCCGCCCUCGCUCUCCUACCGGCCCUCGAAACCCUCGACCUCUCCUCCAACAACUUCUCCGGCGAGAUUCCAGCGAGCUUCGGCCAGUUCCGUCAGCUCCGAAGCCUCUCCCUCGUCAGCAACCUCCUGAACGGAACCAUUCCCUCUUUCCUGGGCAACGUUUCCACGCUCGAAACGCUUCAUCUCGCUUACAACGUUUACUUCAACGCAGGUCACAUUCCUCCUUCUUUGGGGAACCUCACGAAUCUAGAGGAGCUCUGGCUAGCGGGGUGCAACCUUGUAGGCCCCAUUCCUCCUUCUCUAGGAAACUUGACGAAGCUCACAAACCUCGACUUGUCCAUGAACAACCUCGUUGGAAACAUACCUGAACAACUCGUGUCGGGUUUGCGCAGCAUUGUGCAAAUCGAACUCUACCAGAACGCACUCUCCGGCGCGUUGCCACGCGCCGCGUUCGCAAACCUUGCUAACUUGGAACGGUUCGAUGCCUCCACGAACGAGUUGACUGGGACGAUUCCGGACGAGUUGUGUGGGUUGAAGAAACUCGGGUCGCUGAACCUGUUCGCUAAUAAACUCGAGGGAACUUUGCCUGAGAGUAUAGUUAAUUCGGAGAACUUGUACGAGUUGAAGUUGUUCAACAACUCACUCUCUGGGUCGUUGCCCAGUGGGUUGGGUGGAAACUCAAAGUUGCAGAGUUUGGACGUUUCGUUUAAUCGAUUCUCCGGCGAGGUUCCGGCAACGUUGUGCGGCGGAGGAGUGUUGAAGGAGCUGAUUUUGAUUUACAAUUCGUUUUCCGGGAGGAUCCCAGACAGUCUCGGGGAAUGCAAGAGUUUGAAAAGGGUUCGGCUUAGGAACAAUAACCUUUCUGGGGUUGUGCCAGGGGGGUUAUGGGGUUUACCCCAUUUGUAUUUGUUGGAGCUUGUUGAGAACUCUCUUUCUGGGUCGAUUUCUAAUCGGAUUUCCGGGGCACGGAACCUGUCAAUUUUGUUAAUGUCAGGAAAUCAUUUUUCUGGGUCGAUUCCUGAGGAGAUUGGUGAAUUGGUUAAUCUUGGAGAGUUUGUUGCUAAUAAUAAUAAUCUUACUGGCCGGAUUCCGACAAGUGUGGUUGGGUUGAGUCAGUUGGAUAGGCUGGUCCUCAGAGACAAUCAGCUUUUUGGAGAGAUUCCUUCUAGUGUUGGUGGUUGGAAGGCGCUCAAUGAACUUGAUUUGGCGAAUAAUAGAUUGGAUGGGAGUAUUCCUAAGGAGUUAUUGGACUUGCCUGCGCUUAAGUAUCUAGAUCUUUCUAAUAAUCGGUUAUCUGGAGUAAUUCCAAUUGAGCUGCAGAAUAUGAAGCUGAACUUGUUGAAUUUGUCGAACAAUCAGUUUUCUGGGGAGAUUCCUCCUCUUUAUGCCAAUGAGUAUUAUAGGAAUAGUUUUCUCGGAAAUCCGGGGCUGUGUAGUUCUCUCUCUGGUCUGUGUCCAAGCUUGGAUGAGAAUGAGGGUAAGGGCAGGAAAUAUGUGUGGAUUUUCCGGUUCAUAUUUGUGCUUGCUGGGAUUGUGUUAAUUGUUGGGGUGUCUUGGUUCUACUUCAAAUUCCGGAAUUUCAAGAAGAUGAAAAAGGGGUUUCAAAUAUCAAAGUGGAGGUCGUUUCAUAAGCUGGGGUUUAGUGAGUUUGAAGUUGUUAAAUCGCUAACCGAGGACAAUGUUAUAGGGAGUGGAGCAUCUGGGAAGGUUUACAAAGUUGCGCUGAGCAAUGGUGAGGUGGUGGCUGUGAAGAAAUUGUUCGGAGCACCUAACAUGGGAAAUGGAUCCGUUGAUUCUGAGAAGGAUGGAUUUGAAGUUGAGGUUGAGACACUCGGCAAGAUUAGGCACAAGAAUAUUGUGAGAUUAUUGUGUUGCUGCAACAGUAAAGACAGCAAGCUCUUGGUUUACGAGUACAUGCCAAAUGGGAGCCUAGCCGAUUUGUUGCAUAGUAGCAAGAAAGGCUUGCUGGAUUGGCCCACGAGAUAUAAAAUAGCUAUCGAUGCUGCUGAGGGGCUCUCAUAUCUGCAUCAUGAUUGUGUCCCCCCUAUUGUUCAUAGGGAUGUCAAAUCUAGCAACAUCUUGCUAGAUGAUGAAUUUGGAGCAAAAGUAGCCGAUUUCGGAGUUGCCAAAAUUGUGAAGGGAGCCAACCAAGGUGCAGAAUCUAUGUCAGUGAUUGCAGGAUCUUAUGGUUACAUUGCACCAGAAUAUGGUUAUACACUUCGGGUGAACGAAAAGAGUGACAUAUAUAGUUUUGGUGUGGUGAUUUUGGAGUUGGUGACUGGGAAGCCCCCUCUUGAUCCAGAGUAUGGGGAAAAGGAUCUAGUGAAAUGGGUUUACUCCACAUUGGAUCAGAAAGGACAGGAUGAGGUGAUUGAUCCAAGUUUGGAUGCUGAAUAUAGGGAAGAAAUGAGGAAGGUUCUAAACGUGGGGCUUCUUUGCACUACCUCUCUUCCUAUAACUCGUCCUUCAAUGCGUAGAGUGGUCAAAAUGCUGAAGGAAGUAACUGCACCAGUUCUUCCCAAAUCCUUAAGUGGAAAACUUUCUCCUUAUUUUCAGGAACUACCCUCUGAUAAUGAUCAUCAGGAAAGCUUAGUUUGAGCAACAUUCUCAAAAUCAAAGUAAUCACCUAAUAUAUUCAUUUUCUCUUCAAACAGGCCAACAAUCGUAUUUAAUUCCAGCUAAAAAUCGUAUAAUGAAGUUCUCACUAGAUUAUAUUAUGUUCUACUUUGCAUUAAACUGUAAUAUAAUAUAUUUUCAGGAAAUUUCCUUGUGCCAA
This is a messenger RNA of Vigna radiata var. radiata (mung bean), 3528 nucleotides long. Its product is annotated as receptor-like protein kinase HSL1. The transcript is spliced from 2 exons. Gene Ontology annotation, molecular function: receptor serine/threonine kinase binding; protein kinase activity; ATP binding. The record is from RefSeq and is a predicted model, not a curated record. Lineage: Eukaryota; Viridiplantae; Streptophyta; Magnoliopsida; Fabales; Fabaceae. The coding region runs from base 348 to 3350 and encodes 1000 amino acids. Gene Ontology annotation, biological process: protein phosphorylation.